Molecule: messenger RNA, 1081 nt
Organism: Anneissia japonica
Lineage: Eukaryota; Metazoa; Echinodermata; Crinoidea; Comatulida; Comatulidae
Exons: 5
Coding region: 39-809 (256 amino acids)
Source: RefSeq, a predicted model, not a curated record
UGCAGAAGUUUGGGCUGGUGUGUGAGAAAAACAUUACAAUGGGUGGUGAACGUAUUUUCUACGUUCUUUCGCGCUUGAAGCCUAAACGAAUACAUGCCACACAAACUAAGGAUUACGGGAUUCGGGCAGUUUCUAUCUUUCAUGACUUUGGCAACUAUCUACCUGACGAUCUUUUCCAACGUGGAGUAACUAAGUUCAUUGAGAGAUUCCAAGUAAAAGACGUUGAGCCUACAUUAUCUUAUGAGCAUGUGGAGGUGAAUAUCGAUGAAUUUCACCUCGUGGUUUUGAGUGUAGCCUCAAUCAAGCAUCGUCGUAUGUUUAAGACAACAAUCAUCAGACGAAAUAUUUUCAAUGCCGCUCAGCUUACCCAGGAAGAUGAACCAUCGCCGAGAGUGUGUAAGAAGGUGUUGACAUUCCUCGAAAGAGGACUAAAGAUUUGUCAGAGCGGUGCAAGGGGCGUGGAAUUAACAAGGUACAUUGCUUGCGAUUGUAGAGACGCUCAUAUGCAUAUUGUGCGCCAAUUUGACAUGGAUGUGUUGCCAUGUGGGAGCAAUGGAAUGGAAGUGACACGCUACCGCCGACUAUUUGAAGAUGACGUGCAAAAACAAGUCCAGCCCCGUCGGAGAGGUUUUGUUGCUCGUAUAGGCAUAAGGGCUAGAAAAAUGUUUAACAGACAUUUUUCUCACGAACGGCAGCACACAGACAAAGCUAACAUGUUAAAACAAGGUAAAUACUGUUUAUUUAUUUUAUUAAUGUGUUUAUAUACUACCCCACACUGGCAAAUAUACAAUACAAUUACAUUGAGAUGAUGCCGGCUCCGAAAAAAGGCCAACAGAUGAAUAAUCAAGGCACCACUGAUAUCGGCCAAUCCCGAAUUGCAUAGUUAACACGAGAAAAAAAAUAUAAAAAUAGGACAAAUUUUAAAGUGUAAAACUAAAAUUUGAAAAAUAGAACUCUAUACAUAAUAUAAUAACACAUUCUCAAUAAGAUACUUUCAGGAAUUGUGCAUAGUGGUCAGAAAUUUAAAGUGGGUGAAAUUUUGCACAGCGGAAACACGACAGCCAGCUACAAACAGUGUUUA